Spinacia oleracea (spinach) is the source of this 420-nucleotide messenger RNA. RefSeq lists its product as uncharacterized. NCBI's taxonomy places the organism in Eukaryota, Viridiplantae, Streptophyta, Magnoliopsida, Caryophyllales, Amaranthaceae. Bases 1 to 420 code for a protein of 139 amino acids. The transcript has a single exon. The record is from RefSeq and is a predicted model, not a curated record.
AUGAAAGAGAGAAUUUCAAGGAACAGCAUUGAUGUACUAUACAAUGAUGCUGGAGAUAAACUGGUUACCACAGAUGAUAUCAAAGCAGAAAUUAAGGGGUUUUAUGUGAAGCUUAUUGGUACUGCAGCUCCUCAUCUCACUGGUAUUGAUAUUGAGCUUGUUAGAGAGGGCAAGCAACUUUCUCCUCUAGCUGCAGAAAAUCUGAUUCAGCCUGUUACCAACAAAGACAUUGAUGAAGCUCUUAAAGGCAUUGAUGUGAACAAAGCCCCAGGCAUUGAUGGUCUAAAUGGUCUUUUUUUCAGGAAAGCUUGGGAUAUAGUGAAGGAGGAAGUGUAUGCAGCUGUUAAAAAUUUCUUUCAGACAGGGCAUAUGCUGAGGCAAGUGAAUAAUAUUGUGGUUACCUUGGUACCAAAGAUUUAG